Molecule: messenger RNA, 715 nt
Organism: Tarenaya hassleriana
Lineage: Eukaryota; Viridiplantae; Streptophyta; Magnoliopsida; Brassicales; Cleomaceae
Product: auxin-responsive protein SAUR21-like
Exons: 1
Coding region: 244-540 (98 amino acids)
Biological process (GO): response to auxin
Source: RefSeq, a predicted model, not a curated record
UUGCGAAAUGUUCGUCAAAAUCACUAAGCCACAAUUCUUCUGUCGACUGGACGACAAAGCCAUGUGAUGGUUGGUGCUUAUUCGCUGAUUUUAUUUUGCGCCAAAUUACGAAGGCCUAUCUUCAAGUGCCAACUUCAAUCUAUAAAUAUAUGUUACUAAGUAACUCUCUUGAACUACACAAGAAAGCUGUCAUCUUUGGAAGAAAGGGUAAACAGAGAAGAAGACACUUAACACGUCAGUUCCAUGGCUUUCCGGGUUCUUCGCAGUCUGCAAUCAAAGCAAAUUUUCCGCCAAGCAAAAUCAUUCACGCCCUCAAACUCCAGCGGUGUUCCAAAGGGGCACCUUGCGGUUUACGUUGGGGAAAGCCGGAAGAAGAGAUUCUUGGUCCCGGUGUCAUUCUUGAAUGAGCCUUCGUUUCAAGAUUUGCUGAGAAAAGCCGAAGAAGAGUUUGGAUUCGAUCACCCGAUGGGAGGACUCACGAUACCCUGCAGCGAAGAAGUAUUCGCGGAUCUCACGUCUCGGCUCAGCAGUUCAUUAUGAUGCAACAAUACCAGUUUUGUAGAUUCUGUUUCCCGAACUUGUACAUUUUUCAUCGGUUUUCCCCUGAGAAAAGAUGGGAGAAGAAAACUCUCUUCGGAGGAACUAAUGUAACACAACUUUGUCUUAAUGUUUUAGUGAGUUGAAGGAUCAAAGAUUGUGAGUAGUUAUAACAAUA